Beauveria bassiana ARSEF 2860 is the source of this 1581-nucleotide messenger RNA. Its product is annotated as leucine Rich Repeat family protein. The coding region runs from base 1 to 1581 and encodes 526 amino acids. The record is from RefSeq and is a predicted model, not a curated record. Gene Ontology annotation, molecular function: protein binding. Lineage: Eukaryota; Fungi; Ascomycota; Sordariomycetes; Hypocreales; Cordycipitaceae. The transcript has a single exon.
AUGGCUGAGGAACCGUCGCUUCCGGCGCUUCCCGCUGUUUCAUGGAAUGAACAGUCACAAACCUUUGCCAAGGGCUCGCGGAAGCGCCAACGACCAGUGCAUUCAAACACGGGCACAACCGCUCCAGGACUGUACAACUCGAGUGACCCCGCCGUCUUCUCCAGCGAUGACGAUCCCGGCCUGGACAACUAUGUCGGCGGUCGACGCAAGCGAAAAUAUGUCGGGUCAUGGUUUCAGCAAUUUCCGACAUCUUCAGACUCGACAUUCAGCGAGGCUCAGCAAGUUCUACCGCGGCCCAAGCGGGCCCUGAGGCGACAGCUGGAUAGCGGCGUGUUUCUGGGCAGCGAUGGCGCAACCGACAAUGAAAGCGUCCCUGAAAUGGUAGAGCUUCCCAUUCAUAGCAAGUUUCCGCGCAUCGAGCGACCGCCAGUUCCCAUGUUCUCCGAGUCUGAGCACGUGGCACAAGAAAAGAUUCGCGAAUGCCUGGAGCAAGGCAACGAAUCCAUAGAUUUCUGGUCAAUGGGCUUGGAAGACCUCUCCAACGAAACCAUGACACCACUUUCUCAGCUCUCGUGCAUCCCGCAGGUUUCUAGGGAUGUCGCAUUCGAACAAAAGGACCCAGAACUCAAAAUCUACCUCGCCAGAAACAGGCUGUGGCGUCUGCCCGGAAGCCUAUUCGACCUGACCUUUCUUACCGUGCUGAGCCUUCGUGACAACAAACUCACGGAAAUUCCAGCAUCCAUCGCAAAGUUGACCAAUUUGAGAGAGCUCAAUCUUGCACAGAAUAAGCUACGCACUUUGCCGCCCCAACUUCUCGAUCUCAUUGGUCCCACUGGGCGUUUGAAAAAGUUGAUGUUAUUUCCAAACCCUUUUGCGCAACCAGAUCGAGCAAUUGGUGAUAUCUCAGAUGACGGCAAUAUGGAAGUGCACGAUUAUAUCGUGAGCAUGCGCGUUGGUGCAACACGACCUGCUAUUCUGGGUCGAUUUCUCGGGCAGACUCCACUGCAGCUUACAACAUCCAAGGGCCGACGUACUUCGAGGUUUGCCUUGUCGUUUGAGUAUGAAAAGCUUCCUAUCGAGCUUACCAGGCAGGAGAUGGAUGAUGGCAGCAACGAAGUGGUGCUCGAGGGCAGAGAGGAUGCACUCGCCGCAAAGCAAAGCCGUGUGCCUAGCCUGGUUGAGGUGGCUCUCCGGGCUUGCUACCGCAUCCCCAAACCAGAGGGUCUUGCGCAGUACAUUCCCGACGAGCUGCAUCAACUGCGCACUUUGGUGAUUCAGACUGGAAACCAGAAGCACUCGGGAGGCGUCACCUGCAGCACCUGCCGAAAACUAAUGGUGAUGCCGGCCGUCGAGUGGGUUGAAUGGCGCGACUUGCGCACUUGCUACUGGCUGCAGGCAGGCGGCGGUCGCGACGUUGAUCCAGGCCACAUGGCGGCGAGGUUGAUUCCUUUGAGCAGAGCACAGGAGGAGAUUGCUGUGCCAUUCUUACAUCGCGCAUGCUCUUGGCUUUGCGGUCCGAGGGCAAGGAAAAUUGACCUAGGAUGGAGUCGAGACUUUGAUAUCAAGAUUCUAGAGCAUUGA